AUGCUUAUUAAGGUGGUCUCGUUGCUAGCUGCCCUUUAUUUGCGCGCAGCGUACGUUAUCGACGUAGAUGAAGAUUUUCCUCCUACGACUUCGCCUGAAGGCGACCAGGACAGCAGUCACCCCGCGGUGCUCACCGAGUGCAACUCCAGCAAAUCUGAUGAAGACAGUAACAACACACAUGCCAGUGGGGACUUGACGGGGAUACCAGAAGGAUGCUUUAAGGAGUCAGAUCAGAGCAGUGAAGACGGGGGGGAGGUGCCCUCCGCCACGACCCCCGCAAGGUAUGGCCAGGAAAGCUGCCAGGAAAGCAGUCAGGGAAAAUUCCAGGAAAACUGCCAUGAAAACAGCCAGGGAAAGUGUCAGGAUAGCUGUCAGGACAGCUUCCAACCCACCGUAACGUUGAGCAGUUCCGUGGGUGUGCCUCCCGACCCACAGGAAUGCACCAAAAAAAUGUUAAGAGGAGAAAAAAACUCGUGCAAAAACAACUUAAACGAAAAUGUAACAACAGCAUCAAUCGAUAAACCAGUCCCCAACAAAAAUAACUUCCGCCAGGACUUCCUGAAUUUUUACCACACCUUGAUAGGUAAAGGCUUUAACAGAUCCAAGGCGGACCAGAAGGAAGCAGAGGACAAGUUCUAUGGAAGGGGAGAAAAGGAAUGCAAAGAAAAAGAUAAACAUGAUCCCAAGGUAAAGUCGACUUUGCCUGAUGACUGCUUCGUAAAAGAUAAAGAGAUUUCUCAAAACCCAUUAAGUGUUGCGAAGGAAGAAAGUAGGUUUCCAAAUGAAGUUACUGAAUCGGAGGAGGAAUAUGACAAGACGACGUGGGGGAUGGAGAAACAUCACCUGAUCAUGCGAAACGGCGGCAGCAUCAGCCUUUUAGGCGGCCUGGACGGUCUGGACAGCAUCAACAGUGUUAGAAACUUCGACGGUGUUAACACUAUGAGCACCACGGACAGCGUGAGCGGUGUAAGCAGAGACGUCAGUGGGCCGAGCGCCAAAAGCGGAAGCAGUAGUAGUAGCGACGGAAAAAGCGGCGGAGGUAGCAAUGGAAGUAGCAGCCCCAACGUCGACAGUAGCAUCCUAAACGUGGACGACAGCGGCGUGAACCUUGGAGGAGGCAGCCCCAGCAUGGGUAGCUCCCUAAGCCUAGACAGCAUCACCCCCAACAUGGGUAGCUCCCUGAGUCUGGACAGCAUUAGCCCCAGUAUUGGUAUCACCCUGAGCCUGGAUAGCAGCACAUCCAGCAUCGGUAGCACCAUGAGUGUGGGCAACAUCAGUACGAGUAGCUCGGACAGCGGGAGUAGGACGUACCACGACAAAAUGCUGACUCAUCUAUUUAGCUUGGCCAUUCUCUUCUACAGCAACAAGACCUACUUCGAAGAAAUGGCCAAGAAACUACCCGAAAAUUACUACCUCAGCUACAAAGAAUUGCAGCAAAACAUGAACCGAAAAUAUGAAAAUAACUUCACCGAGAUCUAUGAAGAUUUUUAUGCACUUGAAAAAAAAAAAAAUCCAAUUGAGGAAAAAGGAAUUGAGAAAUAUUACUACGCCUUUAACCGUUUGGUCUACACGUUGCUCUUGUUCCUUUAUGGAAUUCUACAGAAGGAGGAUGCUCUACAUCUAAGCUUUGAAUCAUUACCUCUAGAAUAUCGAUUGCGAAGGCAGGAACUAAUGGAGGCGAUUACCAAAUCAACUCCAAGUGAUAUGAAUGAUAUUUAUUUUACAACGUAUAAGUUUUUCGACUCCAUGUGUACCUGUCUGGAUUUAUCUUCCUGUUUUAAUUUCAACUAUCUUGGCAAGAAGAUAUUUAACAAUCUGGACCAAAAGGGAAACCCCCAAAGAAAAAUCACUUUGGAAGUGAAAAAAAUAAAUGAAUACAUGACGAACAUACACAGCGAUAUAGUCGAGUACAUAACGGAUUUAAAUUCCUAUUUCAAAGAAUUUGUUGAUUAUGCCACUCGGGAAAAUCUCUUUUGCGAACCUGUUUCCUAUUGCUACUCUCUCUUUUUGGACUACUACCUAUCGACGAUGGACCAACUAAUGGAUCAUCUGAACAUUCAUUUGAGAUACCCUGUAAACAAAGAAUCACAAGAAAAUCUCAGCCAUAUAUACAAAGAAAUUAAAACGCAUACAGAUAAUUUGGGGUGCACUAUGCGAUCUUUUUACUUUAAGAAUAGUAUUAAAUCCGACCCUGAGUUGUCCAUCAGUUCUUUUUUCACAGAUUCUAAGUUUAGGUUUCUCCUUGCAGAUAAGUACGUCAGCAAGAAGUACUCCGAUUUUAUCGCCCUCAUGUUAAGCAUCAUUGAUUACCUCCGUGUCCUCGUCGCUUCCCUCACUUCCCUUGUCACUCUGCAAACGGUGCACGCCCUUCUGCUGGACACCGAAAAUGAGAACAUCAAAUACGUCGACGCCAUGAAGGCUCUGAGGUACCUCACCAAGUACCUCUCGGACAAAAACUCCAUUUUCGCCGCCCCCGGAAGGAGAAGUACUAGCGGGCAGAAGCACGAAGAGAAAGGAACAGAAGAGGAAGGGAAGAAAAAAGAAGGGAAGGGAAAAGAAGAGAAGGGAAAAGAAGAGAAGGGAAGAGAAAACAAGACAAAGGAAGCAAAACUAAACCAAACCAAACUGAAGCCAACUGAACCAAUCUAA
Messenger RNA from Plasmodium inui San Antonio 1, 2649 nucleotides. RefSeq lists its product as hypothetical. The transcript has 2 exons. The coding region runs from base 1 to 2649 and encodes 882 amino acids. The record is from RefSeq and is a predicted model, not a curated record. NCBI's taxonomy places the organism in Eukaryota, Apicomplexa, Aconoidasida, Haemosporida, Plasmodiidae.